AUGGUGGGCAAUGGUAAGCUAGGCCGGUGGAGAUUUUCUUUAAGGUCUUCGGCAGCGCCGGCGAAGAAAUCGGAGAAGACGAAGCCUCUCGUUGAGUUUAUUUGUCCGAUUUCUGGUUUAUUGAUGCUUGAACCGGUUGUGGUUUCCUCUGGCCAGACAUUUGAGAAGACAUCCGUUGACGUCUGUAAAGACCUUAAGUUUGUUCCAAUUCUCGCCGAUGGGUCGAGGCCUGAUUUUUCAACUGUGAUCCCUAAUUUAGCUCUUAAGAAGGCGAUUCAUAGCUGGUGUAUGUCGACGGGGGCGGAUUUACCUCGGGAUGUGGAUUAUAGCUCCAUUGAGGUUUCAGUUCGUAGGAUGAUGGCUUCUUCAACUCAAAGUGAAGGUGAUUCGAGGUUUAGGGAUUCGGAGAGGAAUUUGCUUAAAGGAAUGGCGGAGAAGCCGCCGGUGAUUUUGACGCACGCAGCGACGGAAUUGAAUCCUCGAUCUAUUCCUCAUCAUCAUCACUUCUACUCCUCGAGUUCAGAAGAAUCGGUGCUCGCGAACGUUCCAGAUACUCCACCGCUUCCAUUCGUGACACGUCCGUCUUGCUAUUCAUCUUCUCCUUCCGCUUCAACGUCUUCCGAGAUCGUCGUUGACGAAACCCCAGACCCUAACUCAUCCACCUCCGACGAACAACAUUUCGCAUCAAAGCUCCAGAGCCCCGACAUUUUCGAGCAAGAACAGUGUGUGAUUUCGCUGCGGAAAGUCACCAGGACCGAUGAAGAACUUAGGGUUUCUCUCUGCACGCCGCGGCUGCUCUCAGCACUCCGCCAGUGUCUCCUUUCGAGGUACGCCACCGUUCAAACUAACGCCGUCGCCGCUCUAGUGAACUUAUCGCUAGAGAAUGCAAACAAGCUGAAGAUUGUCCGGUCGGGGAUCGUUCCGCCGUUGAUCGACGUGUUGAAGGCUGGAGUUUCCGAGUCUCAGGAACACGCCGCCGGCGCGCUCUUCAGCCUCGCACUGGAGGAAGAGAAUAAAACAGCCAUCGGCGUCCUAGGUGCGUUGCAGCCGUUGCUUCACGCUCUGCACUCCGACAGCGAGCGAACUCGGAAUGACUCGGCUCUAGCUUUAUACCAUCUCUCUUUGAAACAGAGCAACAGGGUCAAACUCGUGAAACUCGGCGCCGUUUCAACUCUGUUAACAAUGCUUGAAACUGGUCUCGCCGGAAGGGUAUUACUGGUAUUAUGCAAUUUAGCUGCUUCCAAUGAAGGUAAAUCAUCGUUGCUAGACUCAAAUGCAGUCGAAUGUUUAUUUCGGAAAUUGAGAACAGAAAAUGUCAACGCCGACGAGUCAACCCGUGAGAACUGUGUGGCGUGUUUGUACUCAUUGAGUCAUGGAAGUAUGAGGUUCAAGGGGUUGGCGAGGGCGGCAAGAGGGGCGGAGGUGCUGCGUGUGGUGGAGGAGAAUGGAAGUGAGCGUGCAAGAGAGAAGGCAAAGAGGAUGCUGAUGAUGCUCCGGGAACGGGAUGAGGUCGGAGAGAGUGUGGAUUGGGAUGCUAUAUUGGAGGGAGGAGUGAGUCAGACUCUGUUCAGAGGAAGUUCAACCGAGUUCUGA
Lactuca virosa is the source of this 1593-nucleotide messenger RNA. NCBI's taxonomy places the organism in Eukaryota, Viridiplantae, Streptophyta, Magnoliopsida, Asterales, Asteraceae. The record is from the annotation of a GenBank genome assembly.